Molecule: messenger RNA, 1931 nt
Organism: Drosophila elegans
Lineage: Eukaryota; Metazoa; Arthropoda; Insecta; Diptera; Drosophilidae
Product: ceramide synthase 6
Exons: 6
Coding region: 529-1755 (408 amino acids)
Biological process (GO): ceramide biosynthetic process
Cellular component (GO): membrane
Molecular function (GO): sphingosine N-acyltransferase activity; DNA binding
Source: RefSeq, a predicted model, not a curated record
GUAUAUAGUGGUUAGUGCAAAGCCCAUUCGUAUUUUUUUUUCGUUCCAUCCUGAAAGUUUAAGUGAACAGCGGGCCGUUUUUCUGGUCUGUCACUCAGCUCGACCCGAAAUUCUGAAGUGUAUUUCUUUGGCCGACAGAUUUCCGUCUUCUCUCAUACUCACUCUUCCUUUCGAAGCGGCAAAAAAUACGGGUGAAAAAAAAAUAGUCAAAAAAUUAACUAAGGACAACAACAAUUCGGCGGUUCGUUUUUUGCCAGUGUGUGUGCGGUGUGUGUGUGUGUGCGUAGUGCGAGAGUGUGUGGACCGGUGCUCCUGUUUUUGUUGUUGUGUUGCUGUUUCCAAGACACAAAACACGCAUACAAACGCAGGGUCGCAUGCAAGAGACUCGCACACAAUUGCGAAUAUUAAGUAAAAACAUAUACACAAAUAUAUGUGACAACAAACGCCAGGGAAAAACUAAAAAGCGGAGAAAAACAAUUGAGAAAUAAAAUCAGCAGCAGCAACAGCAGAAGCAGAACCAGCAGCAACAUGGAUCUAAUCAAUAAGUUUAGCAAUGCAUUCUGGAGUGAGCACAUUUGGCUGCCGCCGAACACAACUUGGGCGGAUAUUGCGCCCGGCUCGCGACAGGAUGUGGUGCACGCCAACUAUAAGGACCUCAUCUGGCCCAUUCCAUUCGCCGCUGUCGUCAUGCUGGUCCGCUACACGCUUGAGCGUUUUUGGAUAUCGCCAAUAGGCAAAUCACUGGGCAUACGUAGUUCUAGACCUAAGAAGGCGGCAAAUGUUCCUAUUUUGGAGACGGCCUAUGCCAAAUCGACGCGAUUGGACAACAAAUGGCUGGCUCCGCUGUCCAAGCAGACGGAUAUGAGCGAGCGCCAAAUUGAGCGCUGGUGGCGUUUACGAAGGGCCCAGGACAAGCCCUCGACGCUGGUGAAGUUCUGCGAGAAUACCUGGCGCUGUAUCUACUAUCUGUACAGCUUCAUCUUUGGCGUGAUCGUGCUGUGGGACAAGCCCUGGUUCUGGGAUGUGAAGAGCUGCUGGUACGGCUACCCGCAUCAGUCGAUCAGCAACGAUAUCUGGUGGUAUUACAUGAUUUCGAUGUCCUUCUACUGGUCCCUCACUGGCACCCAGUUCUUCGAUGUGAAACGCAAGGACUUCUGGCAGAUGUUCAUCCACCACAUGGUCACCCUGCUGCUGAUGUCCCUCAGCUGGGUGUGCAAUCUGCAUCGCGUCGGCUCCCUGGUCCUGGUCGUCCACGAUUGCGGCGACAUCUUCUUGGAGGCCGCCAAGCUCACCAAGUAUGCCAACUUCCAGAAGCUCUGCGAUGCCAUCUUUGCCAUUUUCACUGUGGUCUGGAUUGUGACGCGCCUGGGCUUCUAUCCACGCAUCAUCUACAGCUCAUCGGUGGAAGCACCGCGCAUUCUGCCCAUGUUCCCAGCCUACUACAUCUUCAACUCAUUGCUUCUGAUGCUGCUCGUCCUGCACGUCAUCUGGACAUACAUGAUUCUCAAGAUCGUUGUCGACUCUCUGCAGAAGGGUCUGAUGUCCGGUGACAUACGUUCCAGUGAUAGUGAGGAUCUCUCAGACAGUUCGGAGAAUGCAGCGCUGGCCAACGGAACGGCGCGCUCAAAGAACAAGUCGAACAGCGGUGCGCCCUCGGCCGGAGGAUCUGGAGGAGCAGCAGGUGGUGGUGCCACCCAGCGCAAGUCCAACAAUGCCAGCAAUCAUGCGACCGAGGCGGCAACGGCGGCCAAGUAGGCUGGAGUGCGGGUGACACGGGGCACGGAGUAGCCGGUGGCCACCAGUAGCCACCAGUAGCAGAGGCACAUUUUCCGAGGGGCAGGAGCAACAACAACAGCAAACAAACAAAAUCAACACACAACAUCCCCCCACACACAACACACACACACACAUACAAAAAACCAAACCAGUUC